AUGGGUCUGAAGAUGGCUGAAUUCGAACCACUCCCAGUCCCCUCCGAUUCUUUUGUGAAUCCCAAUCUCAAGCCCCACGACGCCCCUUUCCUUCCGUAUUGGGCUCGCUGUCGCGUGCAGUGUGCUCAGAACCUCCUCCCCGCAUCCGACGAACCUAUCGAGUACGAUCACGACGACGAAGACUAUUCAGAUAAUUGUUUCUUCUUCCCCGAGGAUUGUUCUUACACCCCACCGAAGGACUGGGUCGUGGAAGCGCACUAUCAACCUUUGAAGGAAAUCGCAGAUCGUCACCCUGAGGAUAUCCCGACUGCCCAGGACGCCAACGACAACAUGCUCCCCGACCUUCCUGAUAUCAAGAUGCUGGACUCGGAGGCACUGGGUGACCUUCUAGAAGAUAACCUGUCCCCGCCAGAAAUCACAACUAUGAUGUAUGCUGCCCCCACACGUAACUCAGUCGUCUUCCAAGCUGCAAGGUACAUCAUGGAAGCUACAUCGUUCAAGGCUAACAUGACACAUAGUGUGUUCGCGACUAACGGUGCUGUUUUCGCCUACGCCUCCUCCCUUUCAUCACGCCAACUCCGAAACCUCAGCGCGACCUACGGCGCCGCCUACACAUGCUACGCUAAGACAGCCUCAAGUGGCAAUCUCACAGGCGUGAACCCCGCCAGUCAUCCCUCAUCAUACGUCACAGCACAAUCAAUGUCACUCGGUGACGUGGGCUCCAUCGUAUUCGAGCUCGAUGACUCCGUCGCAGUGGUGACUCGUAUCGCCGACAAAGUUCUCCUGGCCGCCAUCGGACCUAAUAAAAUCGAUCAGAGCAUGCCCAAUGGCGCUGAUAGCGAAUAUCUAACCAGCGACGGUGGGGUAGAUUCAUCUACCGGGAAUGGGGCCACGUCAGAUGCGCUGGGAGGCGAUGCGCAACGCGCUCCAUCUUCGAACCCGCCUACCCGAAAUGGAGCCCUCGAUGCCCAACAUGAGAUCGACCGCAGUGCUGAUCUUGCACGUUUGGCUAGUUUGAAUCUCUCAGCUUCGCCUUCUGUACUUCUGGCACUGGAGUCGAAAUGUGCUGCACUUGGUCGAUUCCUUGGAGAAAAGUUGGAUGACUUGGAGAGUCCAGAGGAUUUUUGA
Molecule: messenger RNA, 1128 nt
Organism: Penicillium malachiteum
Lineage: Eukaryota; Fungi; Ascomycota; Eurotiomycetes; Eurotiales; Aspergillaceae
Exons: 1
Coding region: 1-1128 (375 amino acids)
Source: RefSeq, a predicted model, not a curated record